UUUUAACAGACAAACAUGAAUGUCACCAAGUUGAAUCAUUGCUUGUUUUAUUUCCUUCUGGUGUGUAAUUUGGAGAAUGGAAUAUCGGAGUCUGGAUGUAGCAACAAACAGAACAAGGAGUUGUUAUCACGUCUGUCAUCAAAGUUGACUUACAUAGCUGCCGAAAUACAAGAAACAUAUUCUCUUUUAAAGAAUAUGUCGAUAUCAGGACUUCAGAGAGACUACCUAGCGUUGUUGAAAACAGGGAGUACGCAGAGUGGAGUAUACAAUGUAUCUGUGACAGGAACGGACACGACCUCGGUUUGGUGUGAUAUGGAAACAGAUGGUGGAGGUUGGACGGUAUUUCAGAGACGUAUAGAUGGCGCCACCGACUUCUAUAAAGGAUGGGAAGAAUACAGAAACGGCUUUGGUGACGUUAACCAUGAGUUUUGGUUAGGAAAUGACAAAUUACACGCACUCACGUCAGCAGAUAAUACUGAACUGAGAGUUGAUAUUGAGGAUUUCGAAAAUAACACUGCAUAUGCCCAAUACCAACAGUUCGCCAUUUGGAACAUCAUGGUUAACUAUCGACUGAACAUAUCGGGCUAUUCAGGAAACGCAGGGGAUUCUUUGAAGAGACAUAACGGCUAUCCGUUCAGCACAAUAGAUAAAGAUAAAGAUAAUAUAAUUGGCAACUGUGCUGUUCUAUAUCACGGUGCCUGGUGGUACGAAAAGUGUCAUGUAUCCAACCUGAACGGGCUCUACCUAUCCGGCAGAACUUCUAUAUAUGCCAAAGGAAUAACAUGGCAUAGCUGGAAGGGAUAUUACUAUUCACUGAAAAGUACAAAAAUGAUGAUUCGAAGGUUGACCAAAACAUAGUGUUAAAUAUGUAGUUCUACCACGUUUGCGAUGUAACGACACUUUUCAUUGGUUAAUAACCAUGAGUUAUUGGGCGAUAGACCAUGCGCGAGCGUACAUUUUUGUCCAACAGAUCAACGCUCUUCAAAUAGACCUCCCUUGUACAUGUACCGAUAAUUAAACAAGUCGCGGGACUGCUUUAAUUUGUCUAAUGAAGGUACCCGCAUUUAGUUUUGUAUGUAUUUGAAAAUUUGCUAGCGAGAAAACUCUAUCUUACAUCUAGAUCUAUGAUGAAACACAGACUGUGAAUAGGCGUGUAAAUAUACAUGUUAAGACAUACAUUCAGAUAUUAUAUAAACAGAGUACCAAUUACAAUAAAGUAAAUUUUCAACACAAUAAACCAAAAAAUGUAACAAACCUACACUCGGGCAUCACGUUUACCAUCACAAAUAUAUACAACCAGACCACAAAUGCGAUUACUAGCUGGACUUCGACAGCAUUUGUAUCAAUGGCUAGUGUCUCCUGGCUAAAAAAAUAGCCAUUUAAAACGGAUGGUUUGAAUAUAAAUAAUCAUGUAUAAAUUGCACAUCAAUAUUAUCUCAAACAAACUUUUCAUUAAUGUUACAUUAUCAAUGUUUUCAUACAUUUGUUGAAGUAUUUGGGGCAUUCGAUGUUAAAUAAUUCCUAUAUCAUACCGUAGUACAUGUUAAAUGGUUCCUAUAUCAUACUGUAGUACAUGUUAAAUAGUUCC
Mizuhopecten yessoensis (Yesso scallop) is the source of this 1588-nucleotide messenger RNA. Its product is annotated as microfibril-associated glycoprotein 4-like. The record is from RefSeq and is a predicted model, not a curated record. Lineage: Eukaryota; Metazoa; Mollusca; Bivalvia; Pectinida; Pectinidae. Bases 16 to 858 code for a protein of 280 amino acids. The transcript is spliced from 5 exons.